Molecule: messenger RNA, 733 nt
Organism: Saccostrea cuccullata (small rock oyster)
Lineage: Eukaryota; Metazoa; Mollusca; Bivalvia; Ostreida; Ostreidae
Exons: 2
Source: RefSeq, a predicted model, not a curated record
GCAACUAAAGGGGUCAGACUAUAAAACCGUCAGGACCCCGAUAGAUCGGACGCAUUUGGCGGGAGUCGGUGGACAGAGCGGACAUUCGUAAAAAUGGCCAUGGAAGUGAGGAUUUUUGUGCUAUUAGUCCUGUCUGUGAUUUUGGUGUCGGGUUAUUCUAAUUAUAGAAUACGACCUAUUACUAAAUCGAUAUAUAGGCAGUAUUUCGACAAAUACCGAGGAUACAGAAUGGGCCACCGCGGGUAUCCUCUGCGUAGACCCUAUGUGAGAUCCAUGGGGCAAUUCUUUGGAAGGAAUAAUCAUAUUCAAAGGUUACUGCCUCGAUUUCAACAUGGAUAUAGAAAGGGAGAUCAAUACCUUCGAAAAGGAGGUAGAGGGGUAGGAAUCAGGCCGAUCCCGAUCCACAGAGUGCCACGCCCUCUUCGUAUCUAUCCAGUCCGUUCCUUUAGACCGAUCCCGACCAAAUGUGCAAAAUACGAAACAAUGGUCUGCUCACCAGCUCCAUAUGGCAUGGGAUCAGGAAAAUGUUUUAGCAUCUGCAGAAAUGGGAAGCCAUGCUAUAAACCAUGUGCUUGUACUUGUCUGCCAUUUUCAAAUGGAAAAUUUAGAUCUCCGGGUAAAACCAAUCUACUUCCUCUAGGAAAAAAACCAAGGAUACCUUACUGUGAAAAAUCUCAUCGUCUCAUUUGUAGCGCUCAAAAAUAUUCAACAGCUUCUGAUGUCCUGUGUGCAA